Molecule: messenger RNA, 1665 nt
Organism: Penaeus indicus
Lineage: Eukaryota; Metazoa; Arthropoda; Malacostraca; Decapoda; Penaeidae
Exons: 12
Coding region: 1-1665 (554 amino acids)
Source: RefSeq, a predicted model, not a curated record
AUGGCCCAGACGCUGCGUUCGAAACCAUGGCAAGGGUUCGUCCUUGUGCUCGUCGGGUGCUUCCUGACGCUGAAUCUGCUCUUCGGAAACGGCCUUGAUCUCAGUGGCCAAUUUAGGGACCAAACUCCUGGCCAAUUUCGCCCAGUUUCGCCUGUUCGUGGCGAUAGAGUGACUUCAGCACCUAUCAAUUUGUUGCAGACAGCGAUGGUAUAUCGUAGCCUGUGGCAUGUGAGCGUGAGACGGCAUAGUGAUGGUGAUGAUGAGUAUUAUGAUGUUGAGGGCGGUGAUGGUGAUGCCCGAAAAAAAGGUCCUUCGAAGAUCCGAUCUCCAGAGGGCUUUCCCCGCCACGCCCCUGCAGGAGAAGACUGGAGGAUCCGCCUCGCAGGACCCCUCGAGGCUGAGGACCCGAGGGUGAUAUCGUGGGUGAAGGAGGAGCACCUGAGUCCUCCUUCACACCUGCCCUAUAAUCUCGACCUCGGGACUAAUGUCGACUUCACGAGGCUUCAGUACUGGCAGAGGGUUCACCAGGGGAUCCUGGAUGUGCUGCGGGGAAAGCGCGGCGGGUUCUUCCUGGAGGCGGGGGCGCUGGACGGCUACUACCAGUCCAACACGUUCUUCCUGGAGCGGGACUGGGGCUGGACCGGCCUCCUGGUGGAGCCCAACCCCGUGUUCUUCGAGGCGCUGCUCGCGCGCCACAGGAGGGCGUGGGCCACGGACCUCUGCCUCGGGACCAAGCCGUAUCCAGUAAAGACAGAGUUCUGGGUGCACACGGGCGCGGACCCAAAGCAGAGUCUCAUCGCGGCGUCCCGGAGCGGUCUUCUGAAGGAACACCUGGAGAACUACGAAAACGGAGGAUUGGACAGCGGCUCAGUGGUGGAGGUCAACUGCGUGCCGGCCAUCAGCAUUCUCUCCGCCCUCAACGUGACCCAGAUCGACCUGUUUUCCCUCGACAUCGAGAACGCCGAAGUGGCCGUCUUGCAGUGGUUUCCGUUCGACAGGGUGCACGUCGAGGUGCUGGUGGUGGAGCACUGGACGUCGGGAGACCCAGAGGACAGCCGGGCCUUCGUGCGUCUGGUGGAGAGCAAGGGCUUCUCCUUCUACCGGAGGGACAACCACGACUACUUCUUCCUCCACCAGCGUCCAAGAUGGGUCCUCGCGCGCCCCGGAGACGAGGGCGCUGUGGACAAUCUGGAGCCUUAUGAACCACUGGCCGAAGGGAUGUAUCCACGUGUAGCUGGAAGCGACGGCGCCACACAGCGGCCCCACCGCACAUUUCUGGGCUUCGUGGCGCGGCUUGUGUGGCCUCUCCCAUCUGCCCGUUUAUGUUACUGCAGUAGUGACACCGGCCUUGGGAUCACCAGAUCAUUACUUCGCUAUCUGUGUGACCUCUUUGCUGCCGGGUUAAAGGCCAUUAACAUUGUUCUAGUUGCUCUUUCAAAGCUUUCGUACACAGGGUUCCUUGAACAUGUGUAUCCACGUGUAGCUGGAAGCGACGGCGCCACACAGCGGCCCCACCGCACAUUUCUGGGCUUCGUGGCGCGGCUUGUGUGGCCUCUCCCAUCUGCCCGUUUAUGUUACUGCAGUAGUGACACCGGCCUUGGGAUCACCAGAAGAACUGAAAGUCAUUACUUCGCUAUCUGUGUGACCUCUUUGCUGCCGGGUUAA